UGCACCCCGUCGUAACGCAAUGACGCCACAGGACAUCAACAACUCACACGUGGCCUAGAACGUGCUAGCAACACCUGCUCAGGUGCUUCGCGACGCAGAGCGCCCUAAUAUAUCAGAACUAGUCGCCUUGACGUGUCCGCGGUGCCGCACCUGAGCCAACAUGCCCCCGAAGAAACCCGCUCAGGCCGCGGGGAGCAAAAAGACCCAGGAGAAGAAGAAGGAGAAGAUCAUCGAGGACAAAACAUUCGGCCUGAAGAACAAGAAGGGCGCCAAGCAGCAGAAGUACAUCAAGAACGUCACUCAGCAAGUGAAGUAUGGACAACAGAGCGCCCGACAGGCGGCGCAGACCGAGGCUGAGAAGGGCGGCAAGAAGGGAGACAAGAAGAAGGAACUGGACGAACUCAACGAGCUCUUUAAACCCGUCGUCGCUGCUCAGAAAGUUAGCAAAGGAGUUGAUCCAAAGUCGGUGCUGUGUGCGUUCUUCAAGCAGGGCCAGUGCACCAAAGGUGACAAGUGCAAAUUCAGCCACGACUUGUCCAUGGAGAGGAAGUGUGAGAAGAGGAGCGUCUACGUGGACGAACGGGACGAGGAGCUGGAGAAAGACACCAUGGAGAACUGGGACGAGAAGAAGCUGGAGGAGGUGGUCAACAAAAAACAUGGGGAGGCGGACAAGAAGAAAGCCAAAACUCAGAUCGUGUGCAAGUACUUCCUGGAGGCCAUUGAGAAUAAUAAGUACGGCUGGUUCUGGGUGUGUCCCUCCGGCGGUGACACCUGUAUGUACCGACACGCCCUGCCACCUGGCUUUGUGCUGAAAAAAGACAAGAAGAAGGAGGAGAAGGAGGAGGAGAUCUCACUAGAGGAGCUGAUCGAGAAUGAGCGAGCAGCUCUCGGCCCAAACGUGACCCGGAUCACACUGGAGUCUUUCCUGGCCUGGAAGAAGAGGAAGAGGCAGGAGAAGGUGGACAAAGCCAGGGAGGAGAUGGAGAAGAAGAAGGCAGACUUUAAGGCUGGCAAAUCUCUAGUGGUGAGCGGGCGUGAGGUGUUCGAGUUCCGCCCGGAGCUGGUCGAUGAUGAUGACGAUGAAGCUGACGACACUCGAUAUGCCAAUGAGGAGUCAGAGGAGGAAGAAGAGGAGGAGAUUGAAGCUGCUAACAUCCAGGACAUAGACCUAUCCCGGUUUGUUCCCCAAGAGGUGGACCACACGGGUAUCACAGUAGCAUCCACGGACAGGUUCUCCAGAGACCACAGGGGGGGCACAGACGCCAGCAGCCAGGAGCUGAUGAACGGAGCGUGUGGAGGGGGAGAGGCCAACGGGCUCUCGGGGACACCGGAGGAAGAAGAGGACGGAGGGGGUGAGGAGGACGUGCCGGUGGAUGAAAACCUGUUUACGGGAGAAGAUCUGGAGGAGCUGGAUGAGGAGCUGAACACACUGGAGCUGGAAGACUGAAGCUCGGCUCAGCGGACGGUCCAAAGAUUCUCACUUCAGACUCCGGUUCUUACCCUGACCUGUCUGCACCCCACCUGAACUCAUUCAUGAAAACUUGUUUUUGCUUCACCACUGGAUGUUCUUCCUCCAUCUGAUCCGUCAGACUCCAAACAUUGAUUUGCAGAAUCAGCCUCAGCAAUAAACUGCAGCCGGUUCUUCCCUGGACUGACCCACUGCAAGGGACUGGACUGGGGUUCUGCAACCGUCAGAUCUAAAACCUGAUUCAUUUCUGAAGUAGGAAUCUGAGUGGGGUUGUUUUUGUUGAUCUGGGAUUCUGCCUCUUCAGUGUUGUCAUUUGGGAAGUUUGCAUCCGGAUGACGACGGAGAGGAAAAACCCAAAACACUUCAAAUGAAAUGUUUUAAAUGAAGCAGCAAUAAAAGAGAGAAAAGCC
This is a messenger RNA of Oryzias melastigma (Indian medaka), 1878 nucleotides long. It is a transcript of the gene zc3h15, whose product is annotated as zinc finger CCCH-type containing 15. The record is from RefSeq and is a predicted model, not a curated record. Bases 161 to 1447 code for a protein of 428 amino acids. Gene Ontology annotation, cellular component: cytosol. Gene Ontology annotation, biological process: cytoplasmic translation. Gene Ontology annotation, molecular function: metal ion binding; mRNA binding. The transcript is spliced from 11 exons. NCBI's taxonomy places the organism in Eukaryota, Metazoa, Chordata, Actinopteri, Beloniformes, Adrianichthyidae.